UCAUGCUCUUACCAAAAAAAAAAAAAUGUGUUAAUGUUCUCCGCAAGCUCAUUUGAUUCUGAUAAAGAAAUCUUCACCAACAAUGCCAAUGACAUCCAUCGCCAAUAUCCAAACUCCUAUCGUUGAUCUCCAUUCUCCAUCUUCAUCUUCGGUUUCAGACAAUGAUGAUUCCGGUGGGAGUUUUGAUGAUUUUGAACUACUGCAAAAUACAUUGCCUUUUGAAGACAUUGUUGGAUUUGAUAACCGCGUAGUUCGUUUGGAGAGUCCUUUCAAUGAUACAGAAACGGUGGCUGGACUUGAUGAUUGUUCGGAGAACUUAUGCAUUCCUACUUUCGAGUAUGAGGAUGAUGUUGUUCUUGAUAGCGAGGAUGAGGGAAUUAAUGGGAGUCGAGUGAUUAGAGUUUCUAGCUCCCUGUCUAGAAAUGAAGCGGAACAGGAAGUUAAAAGUGAUGCACAAGAAGAGAAUAUGGCAUUGGACUUCCACUCUUCUGAUCAUAAGCCAUGCGAUGCAGGAGAGCAAGUUUCUUCAAAUUGUUUUAAUGGGCUUAACGUGGUAAAGGAUUCGUCUCAACUUUCGACAAGGUUAAGCUAUUGCAGCUCUCAAGAACCCGGAGAGUCCACCCAAGUCAAUGCUAUUGUCUUUGUCGAUCAUUUUGUAAAACUAAGUACUGCAAAUGUAAAUCCUUCUCAAGGACUUGGCCAGAGAAAGGCUGCUAGAGUGCAAUCACCUAUUGUUUCAAGAAUUAAGGGACCUCAAAGUUUGGCGAAGAGAAUAGGUAGGAAGUCGAUUGAUGAAACAGGGAACUUUGAGUGGGUGGAAAUUCUCAAUCAAGAAGCAGAAUGUAACUCAUUUUGCAAGUGCAAAAAGUCAUCUUCUGAUUUAAGUAAUUGCAGAGGACGGUCAUGUACGACCAAGCAUCAUAAUAUGGCGAAACUGAGCAAUAUAGGAGACUGUUUACUUAAGAGGUAUGAAGACGAGGAGGAAGCAAAUGCAGGCAUUCAAUUCCAGACUGAUUCAACUGCUUCAACUUUGCCACCUCCAAGAUUAGAAAUCUAUUCAUUAGAGGCAGAAGGGAUGAGCAACAUUGAAAUAGAGAAUAAGUCCAACGAGGAAACAAAUGCAAAAUUAGUAGAGGGACAAUUUGAAUUUAUGGAUGACGAGAGAGAUGCACCAGACGAAUUAGAUAUUGGCUUUAGUACUCAAAUAGCUGCUGAGGCAAUGGAAGCACUGUGUUAUAUCCCAGACAACGACAAUCUUGCCAAUGCUUGGAGUCCAGAGAAUGCCCUAGAUAGUGUUUCAUGUUCUAUGAAAGAACAUAAACCACAUUUGAAUAGUUCUUAUCCUCAGACUAUAGGUGGCGCUGACGGGAAAUCGAAGCGAACACUGAAAUCUAAGAGGAAGCUUAACGCAAAGUGUUUGAAUACAUCUCGGGUAGAAUGUGAGUGUCAGGAGUUAGAAGCCGUUUUGAUAGCUAAGAGUAAAGCAAAAAGAAGUAGGUUGGCGUUGCAGGGACAGUCAAAUUAUAGAAAGUCUCCUGAUGAGAGCAAUUAUUCAGCCACACCUUCCAAUCUACUUAGCGAAACAGGUAGUUGCCAACUGAGUCAGCGAGGUCUCACUAUUGGAGAUCAAAUUACCACCCGUUUGAUGGUUGAUUUAUGGAGCCACCCCAGAGGAAGAAGAACACCUCGCAACAUCCAAAGCCAUCCAAAUAGAUCAAAAAAUCAGAACAACACUUCUUUAGCAGUUGAUGGAAGUUGCAACAAUUCCAUCCUAAUGAAAAAUGGGAAAGUAGGCAGAAAUUCUAACAGGAAGUGCACAUCAAGGUCCAGAUCAAAAUUCGAAGUUUAUCACAAUACAAGUCGUAGCAUAAUGCUACCACAGUCUUCUUCAAAAGAGCUUGCAAGAUUAGGUGUCUCAGAGUCGAUGCCUGAUCUAAAAUGGAAAGAUUUGAGGAGAAGAAGAACAAUGGCUUUGGUAAGAGUAUGCUUUAGCCAGCAUUUGGACGUAGUUACCCUCAAGCAACAGAAAAAGGUUGUCUUACAACUGGGAAUAUCAAUUGCAUCGAGUUCUGUAGAUGCCACACAUUUUGUAGCAGAUAAGUUCGUUCGUACGAGGAACAUGUUGGAGGCUAUUGCUCUUGGUAAACCAGUGGUUACUCCUUCAUGGCUUGAAAGUUGUGGACAAGCAAGCUGUUUUAUUGAUGAAAAGAACUAUAUUCUAAGAGAUACUAAGAAGGAGAAGGAAAUUGGUUUUAGCUUGCCUGUUUCCUUAUCUCGUGCUACCCUAUGCCCACUUCUACAGGGUUUCAAAGUCCUCGUCACUCAAAACAUAAGACCUGGUAAAGAAAUCAUUGCCAGUUUGGUAAAGAUGUCUCAGGGUGAGACUAUUGAGAGGAGUCAGAUUUUCACCGGGAAGAAUGAAAAGUUCCCGGACAAUCUACUUAUUCUUUCAUGCGAGGAAGAUUAUGCAGAUUGUGUUCAUUUCCUCAAAAAAGGAGCAAAAGUUUACAGUUCCGAGCUUCUACUGAAUGGGAUAGUUAUCCAGAAACUUGAAAACAAACGGCAUGAGCUCUUCACAGACAGCACGAAAAGGUUUUGAUGCGGUCAACAAGACUAGUAAAGAAGUAGAAUUUCUCUUUCUUCCUCCAUCGAAAUGGUGGUAAAAAUGACCGAUGGAUACGUAUCACUCAAAGAGGUAAUCCAUUUCUUUGAGUGCAUUUUUUGGUAGAUCAACACUGUACAUAAAUUUCUUUCUGUUAUGAAUUUCCAUCCAUUCAUAAUUGUGUGCGCUUCGUUUUUCUUCUCUAUUCUGUUUAUAACACCCUUGCAAAAAAAAAAAAAAAAGCUUCUGAAACAAUUUUAGAGGUAAAUACUAUUUUGGGCUUGAAAUUAUUAUUUACCAUUUGAAAAUGAACUUUCAAAUUUCAUUAUAAUUUAGUUCACCUCUAAAAUAUAAAGAAAAUUUUCUUUCAUGUUUUUUUAAAAAUUGAAAUUCUGACUUUUUUUUUCUUUCAAAAGUUUUGUUUAAAAGGCAACAUACAAAUUUCUAAAGCUUAGAUUGAUAAUCGUUUUCUUUCUCUAGAUUUAAAAAUUGAGUUGUACUACUCUUACCUAUGUUUUCGUUUGAUUUUCUUUCUACAUUUUGAAAACAAUUUCAGAUUUUUCUUUCAAAUUUUGAAAUCUCAAAAUACUUUUAAAAACUUUCCCUAUGUUUUUCAUGCAUUUUAUGAAAAAUAAUAAUAAAUAGAACUAAGCCUAAAACAUGCCAAUUUUAUAUUGUAUUAUCUUUAACUACUGGUUUAAUUUAUUAAAAUGAAUAGUAAAGAUAUUAAAUGUUCAUAAUAUUAGGAUGCAAUCGUAAAUAUUAACGAUCAAAUUCAAAGAAUUAGUAGAUCUAAUACAAUAUAAUAUAAUAGAAGUGGUAAGUAUAACAAAAUUUAAAUCUAAUAUAUUAAUAGAUUUUGCUUCUUUUUCUUUUUCUUUUUUUAGUUUAUCUAAGUAUUGCUGCCAAUAAAAUAUUCAUUCCCUUUUCUAUUCAAGGAAUAUAAAUACUACAUAAUAAUGGAGUUUUUUUUACCUUCACUUAAGAACAGUUUAUAUUUUACAAUUGAUUUAAGAUUCAAUUAUUAAAAGUAUGAAAAUCAAUACGUGGUUUGCAUAAAAAUACUCUUUCUACGUCAGUUCAAGAGUUCAAUUUAAGAUAAACAAUACAAGUAAUAUACGACUCUAAUGAUGAAUAUCUUGUUUUAUUUAUUUGUUUUCUACGAUUAAUGACGAUAUAAAGCUAAUUCAACUGAUACCUUUCCACUCGAAACCAAAAGACGAGUGUUCAAAUCCACCACCUAUUUAUACUAAAAAAACAAUAAUAAUUCAUAUAGAAAGUAUAAUUUAUGAAAUGCAAAAUAACUAAUGACAUAAUCUUUGUCGAUGUUGAAUCCCUCACCUCGUAGUACAAAUAAUGGUGUGUAUUUCCAAUUUAACUAUCAACAAAAUAAGCAAUUUGAAACCAUUGUCAAAUAACUUAGUAAUUAGUAAAGGUCAAUUAAGACUGUACGAAAAGGUCUUAAGGAGAAAUGAGCAUAAUCUAUGUUAAUUAACUUACAAUUUAACAUUUUGACA
Cucumis melo (muskmelon) is the source of this 4119-nucleotide messenger RNA. RefSeq lists its product as uncharacterized. The record is from RefSeq and is a predicted model, not a curated record. NCBI's taxonomy places the organism in Eukaryota, Viridiplantae, Streptophyta, Magnoliopsida, Cucurbitales, Cucurbitaceae. The transcript has 9 exons. Bases 83 to 2599 code for a protein of 838 amino acids.